This is a messenger RNA of Amborella trichopoda, 2219 nucleotides long. The record is from RefSeq and is a predicted model, not a curated record. NCBI's taxonomy places the organism in Eukaryota, Viridiplantae, Streptophyta, Magnoliopsida, Amborellales, Amborellaceae.
AUGGCGCUUAUCUUUUCAUAUGGUUAUGGGGCCACCCCCGCGUCCGAUGAGUAUGGGAACUACAUCAUCCACGGGGACAUGUCCCACAAGCCCACUUUCUUUUUCACUCAUGAAGAAUGGCACAAGUCCAUGCUGGCAUCAGUUUAUGCCGAGGCGGGCCACCUCUACACCUAUAGCCACGUCAUGCAUGGCUUCAGUGCUAGACUCUGUCGAGCCCAGUUGGCCCGGCUUGAGCAGCUGCCGGGCCAUCGCGCCACCCGGCGCGAUGCUUAUGCCAAACUCUUCACCACCCGCACCCCGCGGUUCCUGGGCAUGAGCAAAAACAAUGGGAUUUGGCCGGUAGCCUCCUUUGGUCGUGAUGUUAUCGUGGGGAUCAUUGACACUGGGAUUUGGCCGGAGAGCGAGAGCUUCUCUGACCAUGGGUUUGCUGUAGUGCCGGAGAGGUGGAAGGGGGCAUGCGAGAAUGGUACGGGAUUCACCCCAUAUCUCUGCAACCGGAAACUCAUCGGUGCUCGCUCUUUCAGCAAGGGUUUACGAGCCGCUGGCCUACCAAUCUCUCAGGAUGAUUACGACUCCCCUAGGGAUUCUGAUGGGCAUGGCACGCAUACAUCCUCAACAGCUGUAGGCAGUGCUGUGCAUGGUGUUAGCUACUAUGGCUAUGCGAAGGGAACAGCGACGGCUCGGCUUGCCAUAUACAAGGUGUUGUGGGUGACCGACACGCUCGAAAGUGCAGCAACGGAUGUGCUUGAAGGCAUGGACCAAGCAAUGGCUGAUGGAGUGGAUGUCAUGUCUUUGUCGAUCGGCUUUGAUCAUACACCCUAUUACGAUGAUGUUAUCGCAAUUGGCGCAUUUGCGGCUGUAGAGAAAGGCAUCUUUGUUGGCCGUGCGGCUGGAAAUGAUGGGCCAUCCCCCAACUCCACAUAUAAUGGUGCUCCUUGGAUUAUGACUGUUGGGGCAGGGACCAUCGAUCGGAACUUUGCCGGGUCGGUGACGUUAGGUAAUGGUGUUGCGGUCGAGGGCGCAUCCUAUUACACAGAAGGUGCCUCUGUGUCCGGUGCCCCUCUUCAUUAUGGUGUAGACAAUGCAACCGAGAUGGUGUCACGCUGUGGCGGAAAAUCCGGAAUUUUCGUGGCCGACUCAACGGACCACUAUCCGGAGGAUUACAUUGUUCCUGCUGUGAUCUUGAGAACUAGCGAUGCAAGCCAAGUGAUGGAUUACAUAAAUGGAACAAUCAACGCCACCGUGCUAGAGAUGAAGUUCCAGAUCACAAACAUCAAUGUUAAACCAGCUCCCCUGGUGGCUGACUUCUCUUCGCGUGGCCCGGACCCAAUAAGCCCUGGGGUGUUCAAGCCGGAUAUUCUAGCGCCAGCUGAGGACGUGCUAGCAGCAUUUAAGCCAGAUGAUUCAUCCUCUAAUGGUGAUUAUGUGCCCACACAAUACAUGUUGGAAUCAGGGACCUCAAUGGCAUCGCCACAUGCUGUCGGAGUGGCGGCCCUACUGCGAGCGGUGCACCCAGACUGGAGCCCUGCCGCCAUCCGCUCUGCCAUCAUGACCACAGCGAUCACCAUCGACAAUGCUCGAGAAACAAUUAAGGACCAAUUCAAUGGGGGCCCUGCAACCCCUCUACAAUUUGGUGCUGGUCAUAUCAAUCCAAAUCGCGCCAUGGAUCCAGGGCUAGUCUAUGAUUUGGCGACUCAGGACUACAUUCAGUUCAUACGUGGUCUUGGCUACAAUAUGGCUGAGAUGGCCACUAUCAUAAGGGGAACCAUGUGGUCAUGUCUUGAGAAUUCUCCCGAGCUCAACUAUCCAUCUUUCAUGAAUAUCAUUCCAGGAAAUGAUACAUCCUUCCCAAAGACUAGGAAUUUCACGAGGGGCCUCACUAAGGUUGGUGAUGGACCUGAGGACUACCAUGCUCAAAUUGAGGUCCCAACAGGAAUGAAGAUCAAGGUGGUGCCAGAGUUUUUAUCUUUCAAGGGCGAGCGCGAUAACCAAAUGUUCGUGAUCUCAAUGGAGAUUGAUGCAGAGCUCUUUAGCUCAGGGAGUGUCGCCUAUGGAUUCCUCAGGUGGGUUGGUUCGAAGAAGCCCCAUCUGGUCUCGAGCCCUAUUGUGGUGGCUCUUCAGUGAUCCUAUCAAGGAACCCAAUAUGGUUAGUGCCAUGAAUAAUUGGAUCUAUGGUAUUGAAUACUAUAAGAUCAUUUACCUUUAGCACGAGAAGGUCA